CGAGAUUGUAAGGCUAUCACGUGGAGAGCUGACUUGUUAUGCUCUGAUAGGUUCUGGACAAAAAGCUUGGUGAGAGUCACUGGGGCUCCGGAAAUUGGUUACUUGAUAACCCACAAUUCAUAAAUUGGGAAUCGGCCGAGAGCGGUGUCUUCUGGCUGAAAGGAGCUGUUGGCACGGGCAAAAGUUGCUUAACGUCACUCGUCAUCAGAAAGCUUGUGUCUCAGGAACCACCCAAAAACAUGGCCUUCUUCUACUGUUCGAAGGAUACAAACAGGGUUUCUCGCACAAAUCCGGACGACAUACUCAGGAGCAUCGUUGCCCAAUUGUCCUACUCAAAAAUGGGUAUAGUCCGAAAUCAAUGGAUAAACAGAAAAUUCGGAAGUACUCUCAGCGAAAAAGACUGCACCCAAUUACUCGCUACGCUCAUCGACACCGUCGGUUCAUCUACAGUUGUAAUUGAUGCUCUUGAUGAGUGUAGCGAUCCAUAUUCCUUGAUGGAGGCGUUGAGGAUGAUCUCUGACGAGCUGACUAAGUGUGCCUCGGCACACUCCUUAAAGAUUUUCAUCUCAAGUCGUGAAGAAGACCGAGUGACUGCUGAUUUUCCAAACGCUAUCUGCAUAUCAAUCACGCAAGAGGAAACUCAUAAGGAUAUGGGAAGUUUCAUUCAAAACGAGAUCAGCCGUCGGCGAGCCAAAAUCAAUCACCGAACUCAAGGCGAGUCUGAGCAAAUGACUAACGAUUUGGCGGAGAAGCUCAGAUGUAUCUUGGAAGGGCGGGCCCAGAGCAUGUAGGUCAUCUAUCUUCUGUCCGGUCACCCAGGACCUAUUGUGGCACUUUUCCUUUAUUCGAUCCAAAGAAAGAUUUCAAUGCCUG
Molecule: messenger RNA, 873 nt
Organism: Hyaloscypha bicolor E
Lineage: Eukaryota; Fungi; Ascomycota; Leotiomycetes; Helotiales; Hyaloscyphaceae
Exons: 1
Coding region: 240-791 (183 amino acids)
Source: RefSeq, a predicted model, not a curated record